AUGGUUGUAUACCCUGAAAUCUUCCCAACAAACAUAAGAAAUGUUGGAAUUGGUCUGGCAUCAAUGUCUGCGAGGAUUGGUGGACUGUUUGCCCCAUUUACACGGACUGUGUACCGCUACCUGCCGUGGGUCCCUGGCUCUGUGUUCGGCACGUUCUGUGUCGUGGUGACUCUCCUGGUUCGCUUCCUACCAGAAACUAACAACCAGGAACUGCCACAGACAAUCGAGGAGAUGAAACAGUGGCUCAGGAAACAAAGAGAAACUCCAGGGAAAAACAACAUUCCCGAAAAUGACACUUGAAAGUAAUAGAAACUGGAAAUUUUAGACAAGAAAAAUGUAAAUAAAUAUCACUGAAUUGAUAUUAUAAAGUUA
Molecule: messenger RNA, 372 nt
Organism: Haliotis rubra (blacklip abalone)
Lineage: Eukaryota; Metazoa; Mollusca; Gastropoda; Lepetellida; Haliotidae
Product: solute carrier family 22 member 6-A-like
Exons: 3
Coding region: 1-300 (99 amino acids)
Molecular function (GO): transmembrane transporter activity
Source: RefSeq, a predicted model, not a curated record